GUCUUUCGCUCGACGAUCCGAAAACACCAGUCGGUAGAGAGAAAAUAAUAUUACGCACUCUCUCUCACCUCUCUCUCUCUCCCCUCUCUUCUCCCUGGAUCUGAACUUCUUCUUGACUAGGGUUUGAGAUUUCAGUUUCUCAAUUCGGGAUUUCCAGAUCCGAACAGCUGCUCCUUCCGAGCUUCUCAAUUCCCAGAACAAACGAAAGUUGUGGCAUUGUUGGGAAGAUAUGUCCCAUUACGCUGGUUAUGUGGAGGAUGAAUACGAAAUGGAAGAUGUAGAUGAUGAUAUGGAUGACGAGUUUCACAGUAGAGAAAUGGGCGGCUCAGAUUCCGAUGUUGAUGAAUAUGACUACUUGAAUAGUAAAGUAGCUGAUACAACUGCUGCUCAAGCAAGAAAAGGAAAAGACAUCCAAGGUAUUCCUUGGGAUAGACUUAGCAUUACUAGAGAGAAAUACCGACAGACUAGGUUAGAACAAUACAAGAAUUAUGAGAAUGUCCCUAAUUCUGGGGAAGGAUCAGGGAAGGAUUGCAAAGAUACAAAGAAAGGAUCUGUAUAUUAUGAGUUCAGACGAAAUGCUAGAUCAGUGAAAUCAACCAUUCUUCAUUUUCAGUUGCGUAACUUGGUCUGGGCUACUUCCAAGCAUGACAUCUAUCUGAUGUCACAUUUUUCUGUCGUUCAUUGGUCUUCCUUAAGUUGCACAAAGUCUGAGGUUCUCAACGUUUCUGGACAUGUGACACCAUCGGAGAAACAUCCUGGAAGUCUCUUGGAGGGGUUUACACAGACUCAAGUUAGUACUCUUGCUGUAAAAGAUAAGUUGCUGGUUGCUGGAGGAUUCCAGGGUGAACUUAUUUGCAAGCAUCUUGAUCGUCCAGGAGUUAUUUGCUCGAGGACAACUUAUGACGAUAAUGCCAUAACAAAUGCUGUUGAGAUUUAUGACAGUCCCAGUGGGGCAGUUCACUUUACAGCCUCUAAUAAUGACUGUGGAGUCAGAGACUUUGACAUGGAGAAAUUUCAGCUUACUAAGCAUUUCCGGUAUCCUUGGCCUGUGAAUCAUACUUCUUUGAGUCCCGAUGGUAAACUUCUUGUGAUUGUUGGAGACAAUCCAGAAGGGAUUUUGGUAAACUCUCAAACUGGAAAGACGGUGAUGUCUUUAAAUGGGCACUUGGAUUUCUCCUUUGCAUCAGCAUGGCAUCCCGAUGGUAUGACCUUUGCUACUGGGAACCAGGACAAAACCUGCCGGAUUUGGGAUGUUCGAAACCUUUCCAAGUCAGUUGCUGUUUUGAAGGGGAACCUUGGAGCUAUUCGGUCAAUCCGGUAUACUUCUGAUGGUCAGUAUAUGAUGAUGGCAGAGCCAGCAGACUUUGUGCAUGUCUAUGAUGUGAAAAGUGGGUAUGAGAAGGAACAGGAAAUUGAUUUCUUUGGCGAGAUAUCUGGCAUAUCAUUCAGUCCGGACACAGAGUCACUUUUUAUUGGAGUGUGGGAUCGUACAUACGGUAGUCUUCUUGAGUAUGGCCGGAGCCGGAACUACUCUUACCUUGACUCUCUUAUUUGACCGACUUCAAUAAGCAAACUGCGAAUGAGUGUUGGCGUUGCUCAUUCCUCAGUGCGAUUGAGCCUAGUAACGUAUUUCGCGCAGUGGGAAGAGGUUGUAGAUGUAAAUGAAGUAUUAUGUGCAAUAGUAGCUUUGUUGUUGGUGUUCCGUCCUUUUCUCCCCAUAGAAAAUGUGUAAAAGGGAGGAAUGUACAGAAGGCUAAGGCAAUGGUGGUCGAAACAAAUGGGGAAGAAGAACCGGUGUGUCUUGGGGCGAAAGACAUUGGCUGUUUUGCGUUUUUGAAAUUUUAUCUCAAUGUGGCACGUGUCAUGUGGGAAAGAAGCUACCAAUCAUCUUGUUGGUUUCUUGGAUCCCAAGUGAUGAGUUUGAUAUAGAGUAAAACUUCCUGUAAUAAUUCUACUAAACAAAUUUACUUUUGUUCCCUGUUUACUUUUGUUCCCCUGCCUUC
Malus domestica (apple) is the source of this 2003-nucleotide messenger RNA. RefSeq lists its product as uncharacterized. Gene Ontology annotation, molecular function: protein binding. The record is from RefSeq and is a predicted model, not a curated record. NCBI's taxonomy places the organism in Eukaryota, Viridiplantae, Streptophyta, Magnoliopsida, Rosales, Rosaceae.